GAUCCACUGUAAUAAGGAUCUGCAAGAGCGAUGUUUGCUUUGAGUCCUGUGUGACGCCUGAAAAUAAUAAUAGCACCUCCCAUUGUAAAGAGCAGAAGAACUGCAUUGCUGUCUCGACUGGAAAGUUGUCUAGGUGUGUACUCAAAAGAGGCCUCGCAGAUCGCUGAGCUUUCCUUCCAGUUGACGAUUUAGAUCUAGGAACAUACUUAGACGCAGUGAACACUGCCUUGUGGCUCACAUUAUCGAUCAAUACUCGAAUAAUCAUUGAAACCAAUUAAAUUUCAGAAAAAAGGCACAGAGAAGAAGAACUGUGUCGCUGCCUCCGAGACGGCUUGCUACACUCCAGUGGUCUGGCAGCUUGAGCCGCUGGUACAGCUCUGCUGAAUGCAGCGUGUAGCAUCUCUGCAUCCUUCGCUGCCAGCCAACAACAGAAUUUGGACCUGCCGCUCAUUGGUAUCUCUGCUGGACUUUGCACCACGCCUCAGCCCUUCUCCUCUGAGCAGCAGUCGCUGCAGCCCGUCUGCCCGAAUGGCAGUCACAUCAGCCCAUCAAGGCCCGCAGCUGCUCAGCGUGGCACCUAUGAUGGACUGGACAGACGUGCACUACCGCCAGAUGGCCCGCCUCAUCUCCAAGCACACCUGGCUGUACACCGAAAUGGUGGUGGACCAAACUAUCAUCCAUAACCCCAUCACCGACAGGUUCCUGUGGUUUCCGCCGGAGCAGCGCCCGAUCGUGUGCCAGCUGGGCGGCAGCGACCCAGCCAAGCUGGCGGCCGCGGCGGCGAUUGUGGCGCGCUACGGCUACGACGAGAUCAACCUCAACUGCGGCUGCCCCAGCGACCGCGUCGCCGGCGCCGGCUGCUUUGGCGCAUCACUUAUGCUGCAACCUGCCAACGUCGCCACCUGCUGCGCAGCCAUGCGCCAGGCGCUCGGCUCCGCCGCCGUCACCGUCAAGUGUCGCCUUGGCGUGGACGAUGUGGAUUCGUACGAGGCAUUGUGCAACUUCAUACGCGUCGUGCAUGAGGGGUCCGGCGUCAGCCACUUUAUCAUGCAUGCUCGCAAGUGCCUCCUCAAUGGCCUGUCGCCGCACGAGAACCGCACCAUUCCCCCUCUCAGGCAUGAAUGGGUGUGGGCCCUGAAUCGGGACUUCCCACAUCUGGAGUUCAGCUUGAACGGCGGCCUGGACAGCUGUCACCAGGCAGCAGCAGCCCUGCAGCACAGCGUGGAUGGCGCAUCGAUCCACGGCGUCAUGAUCGGCCGCGCUGCCUACAACCACCCCUGGGCGUGCCUGGCAGACGCGGACAUCGCAGUGUUCGGCGCCGAGACGAAUGCAGCCACAAGCCGGCGAGAGGUGCUGGCCAAGUAUGUGGAGUACGCGGAUGCGGUGGUAGGGCGUUUUGGGAUGAAGCCGGACGGCAGCAAGACGCCGAAUGUGCGCACCGUGGCGCGGCCGCUGCUCAACCUGUUUGUCGGCGAGCCCAGCGGCCGCAAGUGGCGCCGCAUGCUCGACGUCGCCCUGCUCAAGAAGCCCGCCACCGUUGCCGAAGUCGUGGAGGAGGCCAUAAAGUGCGUGCCAGACCAUGUCCUGGAUGCACCGCCAAAGCGGCAGAUGCCCCCUGUCUUCUCCAUCGGACAGUUUCCACCACCAAACAGGCUCAAAAGCGAGACUGUAAUGGUUGGUGCUUGA
Messenger RNA from Coccomyxa subellipsoidea C-169, 1686 nucleotides. RefSeq names its product Dus-domain-containing protein. The record is from RefSeq and is a predicted model, not a curated record. Gene Ontology annotation, biological process: tRNA dihydrouridine synthesis. Gene Ontology annotation, molecular function: flavin adenine dinucleotide binding; tRNA dihydrouridine synthase activity. The transcript has 8 exons. Lineage: Eukaryota; Viridiplantae; Chlorophyta; Trebouxiophyceae; Coccomyxaceae. The coding region runs from base 385 to 1686 and encodes 433 amino acids.